Molecule: messenger RNA, 3317 nt
Organism: Rhinichthys klamathensis goyatoka
Lineage: Eukaryota; Metazoa; Chordata; Actinopteri; Cypriniformes; Leuciscidae
Gene: usp34
Product: ubiquitin specific peptidase 34
Exons: 13
Coding region: 1-2355 (784 amino acids)
Source: RefSeq, a predicted model, not a curated record
AUGAAAUCUCUCUCUCUCUCUCUCACACAGCCCAAGUUAUCAGAGCCGGCCAUCGCCACUAAUCACAACAAGCAGGCUCUUCUGUCCUUCUGGUAUAACGUCUGCGUGGACUGCAGUGAGAACGUGCGUCUCAUCGUCCAAAACCCUGUGGUCACUAAAAACAUCGCCUUUAACUACAUCCUGGCGGAUCACGACGAUCAGGAGGUGGUGCUGUUCAACCGCGGGAUGCUCCCGGCGUACUACGCCAUCCUGCGCAUGUGCUGUGAGCAGUCGCCCGCUUUCACCCGCCAGCUGGCGUCGCACCAGAACAUACAGUGGGCCUUCAAAAACCUCACGCCGCACGCCAGCCAGUACCCGGGGGCGGUGGAGGAGUUGUUUAACCUGAUGCAGUUGUUUGUAGCUCAGAGGCCUGAUAUGAGGGAGGAAGAGCUGGAGGACGUGAAGCAGUUCAAGAAGACCACCAUCAGCUGUUACCUGCGCUGUCUGGACGGACGCUCCUGCUGGACCACGCUCAUCAGUGCCUUCCGUAUCCUGCUGGAGAACGAUGAGGACAGACUGCUGGUGGUGUUCAACAGAGGACUCAUCCUCAUGACUGAGUCCUUCAACACCCUGCACAUGAUGUACCAUGAGGCCACCGCGUGUCAUGUGACCGGUGAUCUAGUGGAGCUGCUGUCCAUAUUCCUGUCUGUUUUAAAGGCAACGCGACCCUACUUACAACGUAAAGAUGUGAAGCAGGCUCUGAUCCAGUGGCAGGAGAGGAUUGAUUUUGCCCAUAAACUGCUGACGCUGCUGAACUCUUACAGCCCGCCAGAGCUGCGUAACGCCUGUCUGGAUGUGCUGAAGGAGCUGGUGCUCUUGAGCCCUCAUGACUUCCUGCACACACUCGUGCCCUUCCUGCAGCACAACCACUGCACGUACCACCACAGCAACAUCCCCAUGUCGUUUGGGCCGUAUCUGCCCUGUAGAGAGAACAUCAAGCUGAUGGGCGGGAAGAACAACAUUCGUCCUCCCAGACCCGAGCUCAACAUGUGCUUGUUGCCCUCAAUGGUGGAGACCAGCAAGGGUAAAGAUGAGGUGUAUGACAGGAUGUUGUUGGACUACUUCCUGUCGUAUCAUCAGUUCAUUCACCUGCUCUGUCGAGUCGCCAUCAACUGUGAGAAGUUCACAGAGACUCUGGUGAAACUGAGUGUGUUGAUCGCAUAUGAAGGACUUCCUCUACAUCUGGCUCUCUUUCCCAAACUCUGGACAGAACUUGCUCAAUCUCAGUGUGCGAUGGCUCAGUCGUGUGUGAAGCUGCUGUGUGAGGAUCCAGCGUUUGGAGAAUACAUGAAAUGCAUCCUGAUGGACGAGAGGAACUUCCUCAACAACAACAUCGCCUACUCGUUCCUCACCUGCUUCUUACACAAGGUGCAGGUGCAGGUGUUAUCAGGCCAGAGCUGCUCGAAUCUCGUCAACGUGUUGGUGACCAACCUUCUGAACGAGUACCACAGCCUGCAGCCUGAGCUGACCAAUCAGAGAGCAGAGAUGAGCAAGACCAGCAGCCUCCUAAACGCGGACCUGCGAGCGCUGCUGCUGGUGCUGUCCGUGUCCACCCCUCAGCAUCUGGAUCCGGCUCUGGGUCCCGCUCUACAGGAGCUGCUGUCCAAGUGCAGACUGUGUCUUCAGCACCGCGCAACACUAGAGCUGGAGGCCAAGGAGCGCAAAGCCAAAGCGGAAGAGGAGGGUGUGACUCCAGUGAAGCGUCGGAGAGUGAGCAGCAGUGCUGACGAUCGUGCAGGAGACGCUCCCUCCUCCUCAUCCUCCUCCUCAUUGGCUCCCUGCUCCGAGCAGAAGGCGGAGCCCGGGGAGGCGUUAACGCCCACCAGCACGUCGGACACUGAAACCCGAGACUCCUCCCUCAUCGACCCGGGAACGGAAAACGACCCGCCCUCUCCCGACAGCGCGUCCCUCGAGGAGAAGAAAAUGGACGCUUCGUCAUCGUCAUCAUCUUCGUCUUCGUCGUCAUCCUCCUCUCUUCCCGAAGCAUUCGGCCGAGCGGACGAAGCUCCGCAGCAGAUAGCGGGAAGAGAGGAGGAGGAAGAGGAAGAUGGGAGGAAGGAACCGCAAGAGCAGGAGGCGGAGCCAGAAAGAGAGGAAGUUCCCUCCACUUCCGCCGACUCGGUGCUUUUACUGUCCAGUUUGCCGGAAGCCUCUGAGGGGCGGAGCUGCUCGCUCCAGGAGGCGGAGUCAGGCGGCUGUGGCCACGCCCACAUGCAGGAUUCCCUGGAGAUGCUGUCACGCACAGUCGAGGCCACUAUCGGGGUGGUUGCCAAACUUUCGAACGGAAAAGGAGGGACACGCCCCUCGGCAUUGUGACGUUACUUUUCACAUCCCUCCUUUUUCGCAUUUCACCAUUUCCGUUCGCCAUGCUGUUCAGUUUUGUCUUUUUAAAGAGUAAUUGAAGUCCGAUUUGUCAACUUUUUUCUUUUUUUUUUUUUUCUCCACCCUUUGGCCUUGCUCUUCACCAACUGAGCUCCACAUUAAUUGAACAGAACGAAAAGCGAACGAUAUCAGCUGGAGCGUAUUUUCGUCAAAGGGCGGUUGUUUUCUUUUUUAAGCCGUAAUUGUGUUGGUUUAUUUGUUUUGAAGUGGUUUGUUUUCGAGCCUGCAGUGAAACAGGGAAAAGGUUUACAACAUUUUAGUCCCAUCAGUGCAUAAUUUAAUUUUGCGUUUUUAUUCACGUGUAUUAUUAUUAAAAUUACGAUUGUCUUCUGUGCCAGUUUUGUACUUACAGACGUGAGGCUGAAAUGGCCUUGCUGUGGGUUUUUUUUCUCUGUGGUGGAUAUCAAAAACUAUGUUUACUUUGUAUAUUGAAAAGAAAGAACGAACCACAAGAACCUUGAUUCUGUAAAGAAUCUUCUAGAUGUUGCCUGGCUUUGUAAAUGAGAUGGUUAAAAUAUAUAUACAUAUAUAUAUAUAUAUAUAUGUAUAUGUAUAUAUAUGUAUAUAUAUAUAUGUUUCUGUAAGGUAUAUGUAUACAGUAUAUAUCCAUUCAAGCGCAGUAUACUGUAUAUAUAAAUCUGCUGUAUAUAUAUAUACCUACGUUGUGUAUAUAGAAACUUACGGUGCUCUUUUCAGGCUCAGAUCAUUUGUGGCCGGAAUAUUGCACAUUUGAUGGAACAGUUGGAGCUCUAUUUUAUUUACCGAAAUACAUUCCAUAAUCUAUUGGAUGUCAUUCUUGCGUUCUCUGUAUUUGAUUUCUCUCUCAGUCUUUCUGUUUUCAUUUAUUUUAAUAUAGGAUAUAACUUAAUAAAAUUUUAAUAUGAUUUAAUUAUGAA